Molecule: messenger RNA, 1905 nt
Organism: Plasmodium malariae
Lineage: Eukaryota; Apicomplexa; Aconoidasida; Haemosporida; Plasmodiidae
Product: plasmepsin X, putative
Exons: 1
Coding region: 1-1905 (634 amino acids)
Biological process (GO): proteolysis
Molecular function (GO): aspartic-type endopeptidase activity
Source: RefSeq, a predicted model, not a curated record
AUGAAAAACGUUCCUGCUGUAGCUAUAUUUUACGUUGCCUUGUGCUUUCUUUAUAUAUUUAACGGGGGUAAAUGCGACAAACUUUACAAGCUAGGGCAGAACCCCAUCCCAUGUUCAGAAUGCAAAGAUAUACAUAAUUGUAAUGCUUGUUUGUUUGAAGAGAAUGAAUCAUCUCACGCAAUACAUUUAAAAUUAAAUAAAAAAAAUAAAACUGAUCAUAGUAAUUUGAAAAAACAUCACGAUUCGUUAAAACUAGGUAAUGUAAAAUACUAUGUAAAAAGAGGAGAAGGAAUUUCGGGAAGUCUGGGUAAUGGCUCCGGAAAUACGUUAGACAAUUUACAUGUUGUUUAUGAUGAGAUAAAAAAUAGUAAAGAGCGUGAAAAAGAUAGUGAAAAGGAGCGUAAUAAAGAGCGUAAUAGAGAGCGUAAUAAAGAGCGUAAUAGAGAGCGUAAUAAAGAGCGUAAUAGAGAGCGUAAUGAAGAGCGUAAUGAAGAGCGUAAUGAAGAGCGUAAUAGAGAGCGUAAUGAAGAGCAUGAUGAAGAGCAUGACCUGAAAAAUAAAAACUUUUUAGAUUUUACCAAGUACAAAGGGGACGGGGAACUGCCCGACCACCUGUCAGGGGUCCAAAGGCACGAAUAUUUUGAAAAAAAAAAGAGUACCAGUGAUGGUGGUGGUGAUAAUACCAGUGGUAGUAGCGCCAGAGCCGGUGAUGGUAGUGCAGAUAGGAAUGAUAGUCGUGGUAACGCUAGCACUGACACUAGUAGCGACCUCAACGCUAACCGCUACACUGACCACAAUAUGACCCCCAAUGAGAGCAAUUCAGAGCUCGAAAAGAAUUUCAUAGACCUAAAGAACCAAACUGCAACCGUGGAGAGAACUGAGGAGAACGUAUUCUUAGUGCCUCUAAAGCAUCUGAGGGAUAGCCAAUUUGUGGGUAAAUUAUUAGUUGGUACUCCGCCUCAAGAAAUACAUCCAAUAUUUGACACAGGAAGUACAAACUUAUGGGUUGUAACAACAGAAUGUGAACAAGAUUCUUGUAAAAAAGUAAAUAGAUAUAAUCCUCAUAUGUCUAAAUCGUUUAGAAGAUAUUUCAUUGGUAAAAAUUUACACAUAGUUUUUGGUUCAGGUUCAAUUACUGGUUCAGUUGGAAAGGAAACUUUUAUAUUAGGCGAUCAUAUUGUACGUAAUCAAACAUUUGGAUUAGUUGAAAGUGAGUCUAAUGAUAAUUUGGCAGGAGAAAAUAUAUUUGAAUAUAUAGAUUUUGAAGGUAUUGUUGGCUUAGGAUUUCCAGGAAUGUUAUCUGCUGGGAAUGUUUCUUUUUUUGAUAAUUUAUUAAGUCAAAAUAAAAAUGUAUUUCCACAAUUUUCCUUUUAUAUAUCUCCCUAUGACGAAACAUCUACUUUCAUAGUUGGAGGAAUAAGUAAAUCUUUGUAUGAAGGUAAUAUUUAUAUGAUACCAGUAAUUAAAGAAUAUUACUGGGAAGUACAGUUAGAUGCUAUAUAUGUAGGUGAUAAAAAAUUAUGUUGUAAUGAAAAAAGCUAUGCCAUAUUUGAUACCGGAACGUCCUAUAAUACUAUGCCUAGUUCAAAAAUAAAUUCUUUUUUCGAAUUGGUGAGCUCUAUUUCAUGUAAUGAGAAUAAUUAUAAAGACAUUUUAAAGAAUUAUCCAACUAUUAAAUACGUCUUUGGAGAUUUAGUUAUAGAACUAUUACCAGAGGAAUAUAUGGUAUUAAAUGAGGAUACUUGUAUACCUGCAUAUAUGCAAAUUGAUGUACCUUCGGAAAAAAAUCAUGCUUAUUUACUUGGUAGUAUAGCCUUUAUGAGGCAUUACUUUACUGUCUAUAUGCGCGGAAAAGAAGGAAAACCCUCCAUGGUUGGAAUUGCAAAGGCUAGAAAGGGCGCAUAG